AUGGAUACGAUCAGCCGGGUCUUGUCUCGACCGCAAGCCAAGCCAUACAGGACCAGUGAACUUGACACGGAGAAUGUGCAGUUCGAUGAGCAAGGCCUGCUGAAGUUCUCUCCGGUCGAUGUCGAAAAUCCAAAAGAAUGGAGUCGAGGAAGGAAGUGGUUCAUCACCGCAAGCUGCGUCGCCCUGGUCACAAAUGGAAGCAUGGCCUCAUCCUCGCCUUCCGGCUGUCUACCGAGCAUCUCUGAAGACCUUGGUGUGUCGAUGGAGGUGGCUCGAUUGACCGUGACGCUCUUCGUCCUAGGCUUUUGCUCUGGUCCAGCAUUAUGGGCACCACUGAGCGAGUACUACGGACGGCGGAAGCUCUAUAUUGGGUGCUUCCUGGGUUAUACCGCAUUCACCUUUCUCUGCGCUUUCACGCCGAACAUUACUGGGCUGUUGAUCGGUCGCUUUCUCUGCGGAGUAUUCAUCGGUGGAGCGAUAUCGAACACACCUGGCAUCUUCGCGGAUCUAUGGGGACCCAUUGAGAGGAAUACGUGUAUGAUGUUGUUCACCUGCUCACUACAGAUGGGACCUUCGUUAGGGCCGGUCACAAGUGGUUUCUAUCAACUGAAGCUCGACUGGAGAUGGAACUUCUACCAACUACUAUGGCUCGCAGGCGGUUCUCUACUCCUACUGCCACUGAUCCCAGAGACACUACCUUCGCGAGCACUUCUCACGAAAGCUCGACGCAUCCGCAAAGCACAAGCACCAGGCUACGAAAGCGUACGAGCACCACUGGAAGUUGAAGAUCGAUCGCUACUGGAAAUCUUCAAAGUCACCCUGACACGACCCUGGGCUGUCCUGCUGGACCCGAUCGCCGCUAUGAUAGCGAUAUAUAUGACGCUUGUUUACACUUUGCUGUACAUGCUGUUCACUAUCUUCCCGAUUGCAUUCAUCGAGAUUCGGUGUUGGAAUGCAGGGGUUGGAGAGCUACCACUGCUGUCUGUUUGUGUUGGAUCGUUCGUUGCUGGAGCAUAUAUCUUUUGGGACUCUCUGCGGCAGCGAAAGAAUAUCGCUGCCGGACACCAACAUUGCGCCGAGGAUACCCUUCCCGUUGCAAUGACUGGAGCGGUCGCCUUUCCCAUUGGCAUCUUCCUCCUCGGCUGGAGCGGCGCCUACGCCAGCGUCCACUGGAUCGCCCCCUGUAUCGGUGGCGUCAUUGUAUCAUUUGCCAUCGCAGUCCUCUUCGUGGCCUCUCUGUCAUACCUUUCGGAGACGUAUCUGAUGUACGCAGCCUCCGCACAGGCUGGGAACCAAAUCAUGCGAUCCUCUGUAGCGGCAGCGGCUCCGCUCUUCACAUCACAGAUGUUCGCUGCACUUGGCAUGGGUGGCGGAGCAUCACUGAUCGGUGGCUUCGCUAUGGUCCUGAUGCCCAUACCACUUGUGUUUUACAAGUACGGCGCAAGAAUCAGGGUUAAGUCGAAGUUCGCACCGACUCAGGCAGGGCUUGGAAACAAGGAAGGUGAUGAUGAGGCGCAGGACACAGCUUCAGCGCGGAUAUUGGAGGGUGAGAUGCGUUCGCGAGGCGAUAGACAGGAAGAGAUCGAAGAGGCACGCUCGGACGCUGACAGUUGGAACGAUCGCUUCAACGACAAGGACGAGUUAGAACAGCGUGAGAGGUCUCCAGUAUAG
Messenger RNA from Fulvia fulva, 1671 nucleotides. Its product is annotated as Major facilitator superfamily multidrug transporter mdrA. Gene Ontology annotation, biological process: transmembrane transport. The record is from RefSeq and is a predicted model, not a curated record. Gene Ontology annotation, molecular function: transmembrane transporter activity. The transcript has 4 exons. The coding region runs from base 1 to 1671 and encodes 556 amino acids. Lineage: Eukaryota; Fungi; Ascomycota; Dothideomycetes; Mycosphaerellales; Mycosphaerellaceae.